Messenger RNA from Bombina bombina (fire-bellied toad), 1185 nucleotides. It is a transcript of the gene BRCC3, whose product is annotated as BRCA1/BRCA2-containing complex subunit 3. Gene Ontology annotation, molecular function: metallopeptidase activity; cysteine-type deubiquitinase activity; polyubiquitin modification-dependent protein binding. Gene Ontology annotation, cellular component: BRISC complex; BRCA1-A complex. The transcript is spliced from 8 exons. NCBI's taxonomy places the organism in Eukaryota, Metazoa, Chordata, Amphibia, Anura, Bombinatoridae. The record is from RefSeq and is a predicted model, not a curated record. Gene Ontology annotation, biological process: double-strand break repair. The coding region runs from base 54 to 839 and encodes 261 amino acids.
UGAAGUAGGAAGUGGCGUUUGAGUGUUGUUGAGGACUUGAGAGAACUGGAAAAAUGGCGGUGCAGGCUGUCCAUAUCCAGGGAGAUGCUUUCUUGGUUUGUGUUACUCACUCACUGAGUACAGAAAGAGAAGAGGUUAUGGGGUUGUGCAUAGGAGAGGUGGAUACACAAAAAGUUGUGCACAUACACUCUGUCAUCAUCCUUCGGCGUUCUGAUAAAAGAAAGGAUCGAGUUGAAAUUUCUCCCGAACAGUUGUCAGCUGCAACUAUAGAGGCUGAUAGAUUGGCGGAGAUUACCGGACGUCCUAUGAGGGUGGUUGGCUGGUAUCACUCUCACCCUCACAUUACCGUGUGGCCCUCCCACGUAGAUGUGCGAACACAGGCAAUGUACCAGAUGAUGGACGUUGGUUUUGUGGGUCUGAUCUUCUCCUGUUUUAUAGAGGACAAGAGCACCAAGACUGGCCGAAUCUUGUACACCUGUUUUCAAUCGGUUCAAGCACAAAAGAGCUCAGAGUAUGAGCGUAUCGAGGUUCCCCUUCAUGUGGUUCCUCAUGACACCAUAAGGAAAGUUUGUCUUGAAUCUGCUGUGGAACUUCCUAGAAUUCUCUGCCAAGAGGAGCAGGAUGCAUACCGCAAGAUACACAGUUUAGGUCAUCUGGAUUCUGUCACAAAGAUUCACAAUGGCUCUGUGUUCACCAAAAAUCUUUGUGGUCAGAUGUCAGCAAUCAGCGGCCCUCUACUGCAGUGGUUGGAAGACCGUCUGCAGCAGAACAGGCAGCGCGUUUUGGAUCUAGAACAAGAGAAGGAGCAGCUUCUUCAAGAGCUGGCAGCUCUGGAGUGAUCUGACAACAGCCUGGGAAAAUAAUUGACUUGGAAGUAUAAAUUGACACUUUUUGUACAACUUCUCAGGACUUUAUGGGAGCAAACAAACCAUUAAUGUUCCCCUUCUUCAGGCAGCUGUAGGACGUCCCUGGACAUUUGCAGGGUCACUGCAGUGAUGUAAAUUCUGCAGUAUAGAGACAUUGACUGAAGAAGUAUAUGCUAAUAGUACUAAGACUUUAAGUGAUAAACUCUUGCCAUAAUUGUGUAUAGCCCUUUCAUGAAUCGUAAGAUUUGUUUAUAUUCUUCCAUUGUACAAAAUAAUGCACUUUCCUUUUAUCAACUCAAUAAAGUUAAGGGUAUGCAAA